AUGGAUUUAGAAGAUUUAGCAAAUGAGAUUAUACUUGAAAUUUUUGGAUAUUUUUCUACGUUUGAUCUUCUUCGAUCGUUCUACAAUCUGAAUAUUCGUUUUAAUCAUCUUGUUUUCGCAAAUUUUCAUACUUCUGGUGUUGAUUUUUCAAGAAUAUCUCUACAAGAUUUUCAUCUUGUUUGCCAAGAAUAUCUUCCAGCAAUAGCUGAUCACAUACCAUCAUUACGUCUUACUAAUGAUGAUGAUACACCACAACAAGCAGAUAUUUUUCUUCAACAUGGUUUAACACUUCGUCAACUUCAUCAAUUACGAAAACUUUCACUAUGUGAUAUUUGUUCUAAUGACAUCAUGAUUACAAUGAUGUCUGACUGGACAUCUCUUCGAUAUUUAACCCAUUUAACUCUAGCUGGUUGUUAUUUAACAUUUGAUCAGAGUACCAGUCAAAUUUUAAUCGAUACUAUUUGGAGUUUACCGAUUCUGAUCUAUUGUUAUUUAAAUAUCAGUUUUGAAGAAACGAGCAUUGCCAUACCAACAGUUAAAUCUAUAUCAUUGAAAUAUUUAUUUAUUUGGGGUUUUGCAUAUGACCAAAGUCAACUUAAUACUAUAUUUCAACAUACACCUUAUCUAGAGCAAUGUUCUAUUCUAUUCAAUAUGGAUAUUCCUGAUCAGUCUCUUGUUAUUUCACAACCCCUUUCAUCGAUGACUCGAUUACGAAUUCAUUCAUCUCAUAUAGAAGAUGAUUGCUUAGUCAAAUUCUUACAAAUCAUGCCGAAUUUAUAUCAAUUAAUUAUUGAUGUCGAUUCUCUUGAUUUACAUUCUACGAAUUCGAUUUUAAAUGGUUAUCAAUGGGAAACAAUCAUUCGUUUUUAUUUACCUCAUCUUCGAAUAUUUCGAUUAAGAAUAGAAUUUUCAUUUCCCGAUCAAAAUGAUUUAGAUAAACAAGUCGAUGAUCUACUUAAAACUUUUCGAAGUUCAUUUUGGCUUGAAGAACAUAAAUGGAUUGUUCGAUGUCAUUGGAAUCAAUGGAAUACAGCUUGUCUUUAUACAUUACCAUACAAAUUUGUAGAUUUAAAAUUUGAUUCGUCGAUGAAAUAUAAGUCUACAUGUCCGAAUGAUAAUCAUUAUUUGUCCUAUAAUCAUGUUGAGGAUCUUCAAUACAAGAUCCUUCCAAUUCAAUCACCAAUGGUCUCGUCUAUUCGUUUCAUGAAUGUAGAUCAUUUAUCAAUUGAAUUUCCAAUGGAUAUGCAUUCUUUGCCGAAUAUGCCUCGAUUAGAUCAAGUCACUUCAUUGGAAAUUUGUAUCAUUAAUAAUUAUCUUGCUCAAUCUAAACUUCAAACUCUGUUGAAUCAAAUGCAUUGCCUGUCUUCAUUUAGUUUCCAUCCAUGUUCAUUAUCUCUUCUGGGAUCGUCAUUCUUUAAACUAACACAUACGAAAAUUCGUCAGCUCGAUUUCAGAAUAUUUUUUCAAUACUUCGAUGAUGAACAAUGUACUAAUCUAUGUGAUUCACCAUUAGGCAAACAAUGUGAAGUUCUAUCGAUAAAAAUUAAAAAACGUCAAUCAUUACCAGAUCUUAUCAAUAACAUGAUCAAUCUUCGUACUUUAAAUAUUCAAUUUGAAGACGAUCAAUUUGAACAAGAAAACGAUGAUGAACUUGUCCAUUGGUUAAGAAAUCAUUUGCUAUCGACAUGUUUAAUCAGUAGAGAUACUGCACUCAAUAAAGAUAUUCGCAUAUGGAUUCGUUAG
Molecule: messenger RNA, 1743 nt
Organism: Adineta steineri
Lineage: Eukaryota; Metazoa; Rotifera; Eurotatoria; Adinetida; Adinetidae
Source: the annotation of a GenBank genome assembly